UGCCAGCAAUCAUCAUGGUGAAGAAAAUUGUGAUAUUCGGCUCCACGGGGAUGACAGGACUCUGUGCAGUGGAAGCUGCUGUAAAAAAGGGCUUAGAAGUACGAGCAUUCGUCCGCACGCCAUCCAAACUCCCAGCAAAUCUGAAGGACAAAGUUGAAAUCUUCCAAGGCAAUGUUCUUGAGCCGGACUCCGUCAAUGACGCCAUUGAAGACGUGGACGCAGUAGUCAUAGCCCUGGGGACCAACAACCAACUGGAACCUACCUCUGACCUGUCUGAAGGCACUAAGAACAUCAUUGAAGCUAUGCGGGCGAAGGGUGUGAAGAUCUUGUCAGUCUGUCUGUCCGCAUACUUGUUGUAUGAGCCUGACAAGGUGCCCCCGCGGUUUGUGGAUCUGAAUGAGGACCACAAGAGGAUGUACCAAGUGGUUAAGGACAGUGGUUUGAACUAUGUUGCUGUGUUCCCUCCACAUAUUGCUGAUGAGCCAAGCAGGGAAGUCAUUGUAGAAGUGAACCCGACGAAGUCUCCGGGCGGUCGCAGGGCCAUCUCAAAGUACGACCUUGGGGCGUUCCUGGUGAACUCCCUUAGUGAACCUAAGUACUACAAGUCUGUUAUUGGCAUUACUAAUGCGCCCAAAGCUUAGGUUAAUGGCAUUAUUUAUUGCACAUACGACGCAACACGACAUGCUAUAAUUUUUCUGAUAGACUGAAAAGGUCAGUUACGAGUAUUUAAAAUUUAAGUUGCUGCUUGUUCUAAAUUAGCUAUUAAAGGACCAAUAGAGCUAUACAAAAUAUGACUGGCCGGUUCUGAACACUGAAUAAAGAAUGCACCUUAAUAUUAUUAUAUCAGUUAUUACAAAACAUUUCCAUCAUAUAUGCACGACGGUAUGAAAUGUAUAAUGUUAUGUAAAAAUAAGGUUUAAAUUUGUAUACUGUUUAGUUUUAGAUGUAUGUUAUAUACUUUUAAUGUUUCAAAUAAAUAUUUUUACUGUUUA
Molecule: messenger RNA, 992 nt
Organism: Cydia splendana
Lineage: Eukaryota; Metazoa; Arthropoda; Insecta; Lepidoptera; Tortricidae
Product: flavin reductase (NADPH)
Exons: 3
Coding region: 15-641 (208 amino acids)
Molecular function (GO): riboflavin reductase (NADPH) activity; biliverdin reductase [NAD(P)H] activity
Source: RefSeq, a predicted model, not a curated record